UCUCUCCUAGGUGUGUCGAUUGCCGCGACGCCCACAGGACGCGUGCGGAAGCUAUGAUCCGUCUACCUGGCACACCUUCGUGCAGCUAUUUUCGUUGCAGAAGCAUCGCUGCGUUUGGUCAAAAAGUUCUAGUACAGCGGCUCUCAUGCGUUGUUAUUGCGAUUGUGACGCUAAAUCUCGUACUCAAAAGAUAUGAUGCGCCUCUUUUACGACACCUCAUGGAUAGUAUUGCGGCGCAAGAAUAUGUUAAUUUGACAAGCUCUGCAACUUCAGCGACGAACGGCGGCACCAAGUACACCACAGCCGCAGCUGGUAUCAGUGGGACAGCGAAGGCAACCACGACUUAUUCCUACUUAAUAUCAAAAGACACAGUCGCUUGCAGCCCCUCGAGUGGCCGCAACGACACGCUGGCUCUCGUAGCAGUGUUCACAGCGAGCGACCACUUCGAGCAUCGUUCUACCGUGCGAAGCACCUGGGGCGGCGCCCUGACCAAAAUGCCCGGCCUCAAAGUGCUCUUUAUGCUUGGCAGACCUGGGAGCGACCCCGUUCAGGAGCGCAUCGUUCAGGAGGACGGCACGCAUGAGGACAUUGUGCAGGGCAACUUCGUCGACACGUACAAGAACCUGACUCUCAAGUCUCUUAUGAUGCUGACCUGGGUCACGCGCUUCUGUCCGAAUGCCAAGUUCGUGCUUAAGAUUGACGACGACGUGUUGCUCAAUGUCUGGGAUUUUGUCGCCACCCUGAGCCGUCUGUCAGCCGUCGAACAGCAGCCAACCAUAUGGGGAAGAGUGUGGACACAGUCGCGGCCGUCGCGUAAAACGGUGGGGCGAUACGGCAAGUGGUACGUCCCAAAGUCGAUGUAUCCGAGUGCAACGUAUCCUGAUUAUGUCAAUGGGCCAGCUUACCUUAUCUCAGGUGACUCUAUAUCGCUUUUGCUUCGAAGCGCCAGACUCGUCCCAUACUUCUUUAUUGAAGACGUCUACAUAACGGGGCUGCUGGCCGACAAGGCUGGUGUUCGUCGUGUGAAUGACAACGGGUACGCACCCGGUCGCAAGCAUUAUAUUCGCCCCUGCCAAAGGCCAAGGAUUCUGGCGAGCCAUGGUUGGAAUCCACGGAACCUGCGCCUUGCGUGGAGAAAGAUGAUUCGCAGGAUCAACAGAAAACGGUGCAGGUCACUGGGGCUAAACCCUUGACAGGAAGGUUCUGAUGUGUGUCAAUGUGCUUGGCGGAGUGUGUAGCGUUCAGGCAGAAGGGCUGCAAACACUUCGGGGCCGACGGAUUUGUGACGGAUUUCAAAUAUGUCAAAUGGAGUUUUAAGCAAGGCCAAGUGAAGCUAGCAAAUUACGAACUAAAGCCACAAUAGCCAAUAAAAUGGAAGCUCAGAGCGUUGAAGAACUGGAAGAUUCGGCAAGGCUGUAUGUUUCCAGUGUACCGAGUUGGAAGUCAGCAAACUUUGACUCUUUGCCCACCCGUUGUUUCUCAAGCCUGUGUGUGCUGUGAACCUUGAA
Dermacentor andersoni is the source of this 1508-nucleotide messenger RNA. Its product is annotated as lactosylceramide 1,3-N-acetyl-beta-D-glucosaminyltransferase A-like. Lineage: Eukaryota; Metazoa; Arthropoda; Arachnida; Ixodida; Ixodidae. The record is from RefSeq and is a predicted model, not a curated record. Gene Ontology annotation, cellular component: Golgi membrane. Gene Ontology annotation, molecular function: hexosyltransferase activity. Gene Ontology annotation, biological process: protein O-linked glycosylation.